CAGACGGAGAGCGGAAGUGUGUUGCGGUAGCUGGCUAAUAAGGAAGGCACUGUUAAUGUUCAGGUUAUUUUGGGUGAAUGAAAAACUCUGAUACAUCUACCCUGAAUGUAUCAGGAAACUUUGAAGGAUGGCGGAAGGUGGAGCACAUAAACAGCCAGGCCAUCUAAAUAACAAUUUAGGUGCUAGAAAGAAAGAGUGGAAUAAACGCAGAACUGACUAUUUUGUCAUGGUCUCAGAUGACUCUGAUGAAGAGAUCUCUGCUGCUCUAAGCAAUCCUGUUCAUAUCUUAGAUGAUGACGAGGAGGAUGAGGAUGUUGUCAUACUUGAGGAGGACAGAAGUCAUCAGAAACUUUUGCGUCCCAAUAUAAUUAGGCCAGCAGCAUCUUGGCAUGGCACAGAUUGUCCACCGGGCAAUGGGGAACCUAGGCCUGGUGUAAGCAAUCGUCCAACGUGCAGGAGAAAUCUGGGCAAUCAGCUUGGCUGGAGAAGUGUGAAUGCUGUUGCAGGACACAUGAAGGAUGCUGAUGAACUAACAAGACUUGAUCCACACAAGGACCUAGAAAGAUCAAGUACUGUUACUGCCACUGAUGUGUCCCAUUCUGCUGUUAGAAAAGAACUGGUUUGUAACAGGCCAGAGGUUAAAAGAGAACUGGAGGCAGGUGUUUUAUUGAUUGAUGCUGACUUGGCCUUACAAAGAAACAACCCUUUAGAUCAGCCCUUUUUUCACCCACCUGUCCAUGAAAGACUUUUACAUAAUGACCAUGCACCUCUGCAAAAAUACCCUGUAGCAUUAAAAGGAGUGGAUCAGUAUGACCAACCUGGGCCUGCUUUUCCGAGGAAUGAGCCAUUUGAGGAUGGCAUACCAAGCUCAUCCUCUCCUACGAUGGCUCAACCACUAGAGUCUCUAAGUGGAAGCCAAGAAAAUGUUAUGGUACACGAGCAGACAAGAGCAAUCCAGGAAAUUCCAGAGCCACAUUUAGAAGACCUCCCUGAACAAGAGUGCCUGGACAUAGAUGCUAACCUAAUAGCACAGCUUGUCACCGAAACGGAGACAAGAUUUCCAGAUGUUAAAAAAGGAUAUGUGAAAGAACUUAUUCUCUCCAAUCAGUACUAUGAUUUAAAUGUCAUAUGUAACGCACUUCUGGAAAAUUCUGACUACCCAAAGAGAGAAGGUGGUGUUGUGUUAAAUAACAAUAGCUGCUUGCUAACCAGCCUGGACAAAAAGGAGGUGAAAGUAGACUUUUUUAAUUUUACUCAACUUGUUCCUCUGGAUCAACGGUGCCUUAUCCAGGCUGCAGACCUCCUAAUGGCUGAUUUUAAGAUGCUAAGCAGUCAGGACAUUAAGUGGGCGUUGCAUGAGCUAAAGGGACACUAUGCAAUUACAAGAAAGACUUUUUCAGAUGCCAUUAAGAAGUGGCAGGAGCUGUCGCCUGAUGCAGCAGGGAAACGUAAAAAGAGAAAAGAGAUGAACCAGUUCUCCUACAUUGAUUUCAAAUUUGACCAAGGAAAUGUGACAAUUGAGAAACGAAUGUUUUUCUUGGAAAAUAAGAGGCGGCAUUGGAGGUCCUAUGACAUGAGCUCUUUGUUGCCAGCUGUGCGGAUGGAGUUGGAAUUUUAUGAGCAAAAGAUGAAAGAAAUUGCAGAGCAUGCAGAUUUUCUUCUUGCCCUGCAAGUGAAUGAAGAGCAAUAUGAACAGGAUGGCCAGAUGAUAGAGUGCCGCUGUUGCUACGGGUCAUUUGCCUUUGAAGAACUGACACAAUGUGCAGAUGGGCAUCUAUUCUGCAAGGAGUGCCUCAUUAAAUAUGCACAGGAGGCUGCUUUUGGCUCUGGGCAGCCCAGGUUGAGCUGCUUGGAAGGGACCUGCACCUGUGAUUUUCCAACUAGUGAGUUGGAAAAAGUACUACCAGAAAAUAUUCUUCAGAAGUACUAUGAACGGAAAGCUGAAGAAGACAUCUCUGCAGCUUGUGCAGAUCAGCUUGUCAGGUGUCCUUCUUGUAGUUUUCCUGCACUUCUUGAUCAAGAUGUGGACAGAUUUAGUUGCCCCAAUCUCCACUGUAGAAAGGAAACAUGCAAGAAAUGCCAAAAGACAUGGAAAGAACAUGCAGGAUUAACAUGUGAGGAGCUGGCAGAGAGCGAUGAUGUUAAAUACCGAACAUUCAUUGAAGAGAAGAUGACUGCUGCUCGAGUAAGAAAAUGCCACAUAUGUUCCACAGGCCUUAUUAAAUCAGAAGGAUGCAACAGGAUGUCUUGCCGUUGUGGAGCCCAGAUGUGUUACCUCUGUCGAGCACCCAUCAAUGGGUAUGACCACUUCUGCCAGCAUCCACACUCUCCUGGGGCACCUUGCCGAGAGUGCACACGAUGCUCUCUUUGGACAGAUCCAUCGCAAGAUGAUGAAAAGUUAAUUCAGGACAUCCAAAGAGAAGCGGAAAGGGAACAAAGGAGGAAAAAAGGAGAUGGUGGCAUCAAAAGAAUAGGCCCUCCAAUCCAAGCGAGUUCACACAAAGUUGCCAGGUUAAAUGAAGUACCAGAAGCAAGACAUCCUCAAAACUUGAACCACCCUCAAAUCCGCCCAUUCCCUAUUCUACAUCCUGCAUUUCCGCUUCCACCUGUCCAGCCCAUGUACAAUAACCUUCCUCUGAACAUGGGAGCCAGACCUGCACCAUAUGUGCCUCCACUUCCCAACAUACGCGUGAACUAUAAUUUCCCACCUCUUAACAUCGAUUUAGAGCCCAACCUGCCAAUGCCCAUGCACUAUGGACCACAACCACGUCGUGAGUAGUGACUCAGCUGGCAUAGAGGUCAAAGGCAUUGAGAGGGAUGGAGCCACAAUAAAAGAAUGUAGUCUUUUCAGAGGCAAUAUGCAACACAGGGUGACACGUGCUGCUGUCUUCUAACAGUCUGAUCAGCCCACAAGGAGUUUGGAUAUUGUGUUAUUCACUGUUCCUAGCACAACUGUUUCGGGUUUUUUGUUUUUUUUUUUAGUUUGUUUUUUUGUGAGCGGCAUCAUAUCCAGAGAGAAAUGCAAAAGUUAAAAUGUAUGUCUGUGUUAAUAUACUUCGUUUUUUCUGAAAUGCCUGUUUUUAUUUCAAAAUUGCCCUAGGUACAGCAGUUUAAUUGUACUAUACAAAUUGUAGAAAUUGCAUAUUUCAGAGCUCUAACAGAUCCCUUAACCUUCCUGCUUUCAUCUUCUGUCAAUAGGCAAACUUGGUAUAUUACCAAUGUUCUGUUGUGG
Molecule: messenger RNA, 3232 nt
Organism: Pelobates fuscus (common spadefoot toad)
Lineage: Eukaryota; Metazoa; Chordata; Amphibia; Anura; Pelobatidae
Gene: RNF216
Product: ring finger protein 216
Exons: 17
Coding region: 128-2779 (883 amino acids)
Biological process (GO): proteasome-mediated ubiquitin-dependent protein catabolic process; protein linear polyubiquitination
Cellular component (GO): LUBAC complex
Molecular function (GO): ubiquitin-protein transferase activity; zinc ion binding; ubiquitin binding
Source: RefSeq, a predicted model, not a curated record